GGCAAAGGAGCCAUACAUUCCAAUCAUGCAGGAGAGACAAGACACACCUCUGAGGACAUUGCAACCGCAGACACGAUGCCUCCAAUGUGGGAACGUACUGGAGUGGUCAGAGGAACACAGUGUUCUUCUUGGCUGUUCAUGCUGCUCAACAGUGGAUGAGACUCUUCAGAAUGUAGCCAGAGGUCUGGCUGACAAAAUGAAGAAGGAGAAGAGUCACUGGGCAGCUGGAAGAGUGGGUGACAUUGACUUUAUCGGCUCUAGCAAGACAAGAGGAAAGUUUGUGAGAGUGAGCAGCAACACAGAUCCAGUGCUGAUCUACCAGAUGCUCACAGAAGAGUGGGGCCUUUCUCCUCCACACCUGGUAGUGGCAUUGGUGGGAGGAGAUGAGGUGGCUCAGAUGAAGCCCUGGCUCAGGGACACUCUUAGAAAAGGACUUGUGAAGGCUGCACAGAGUACAGGGGCAUGGAUUUUGACUAAUGGUCUUCGCUUUGGCAUCACCAAGCACUUGGGCCAGGCAGUGCGAGAUCACUCCUUGGCCAGCACCUCCUCUAAAGUUCGUGUAGUGGCCAUUGGCAUCGCUCCCUGGAACAUGAUCCACAACCGAGAGGCCCUAAUCUCUGCCAAGGUGGAUGAGCCUGCAGCGUACAAACCGCAGGACUUGCCCCAUGGUUCUGUGUAUUCUUUAGACAGUCACCACUCACAUUUUGUGCUUGUGGAGGAGGAUCCCAAAAGACCAGGAGCUACCAGUGAAAUGAGAGUAAAGCUGCUCAAGCACAUCUCCCUUCAGAGAACAGGAUAUGGAGGAUCAGGAAGUUUUGAGAUUCCUGUUUUGUGUCUCUUGGUCCAUGGGGAACCCAGAAUCCUAAAGAGAAUGUACAAAGGAAUUGGAAAUUCCACACCGUGGCUGAUCCUGGCCGGCUCUGGAGGUGUGGCUGACAUCCUUGUCACACUGAUGAAUAAAGGCUGCUGGGACAGAGACAGUGUUCAUGAGCUACUGCUGGACACCUUUCCAAAUGCCCACCACAGCACAGACAUCAGUAACUGGGUCAAGCUGAUCCAGAAGAUACUCGAUCACGGGCAUCUCCUGACUGUCCAUGAUCCUGAGCAGGAGAGCUCCGAGCUGGAUACAGUCAUCCUCAAAGCUCUUGUCAAGGCUUGUAAGAGCCAAAGUCAGGAGGCUCAAGACUACCUGGAUGAACUGAAGCUAGCUGUGGCCUGGAACAGAGUGGACAUCGCCAAGAGUGACAUCUUUAAUGGAGAUGUGGAGUGGAAGGCAUGUGAUCUUGAAGAAGUCAUGAUGGAUGCUCUUAUCAAUGACAAACCAGACUUUGUGCGCCUCUUUGUGGACAACGGUGUGAACCUUGGUGAGUUCCUUACCUACGGUCGACUACAGGAGCUUUACUGGUCUGUGUCGGAGAAAAGUCUCCUUCACAACCUGCUCCUCAAAAAGUAUGAGGAGAAGCAACUCCUGCUUGGAGCAGCCAGAACACACGGUCCACCGGGACACCAUCCUAUUGAGCAAGGGAAGCCACGCUUCACCCUCUAUGAGGUUGCCAAAGUGCUGAAGGACUUUCUUCAUGACUCCUGUAAAGGCUUUUACCAAAAGAUCCCUACGGAGAAGUCGGGAAAAGGUCGACUGUUCCACAGCCAGAAGAACCUGGCUGAGUUAGAGGAGCACUGCGAACAUCCUUGGCGGGAUCUUUUCCUCUGGGCCGCCCUUCAGAACCGACAGCAGAUGGCUAACUACUUCUGGGCCAUGGGCCCUGAGGCGGUUGCAGCAGCGCUGGCAGGUUGUAAGAUUCUGAAAGAGAUGGCACGCCUAGAGUCUGAGGCUGAGUCUGCACGCAGUAUGAAGGAAGCCAAGUAUGAGCAGUUUGCCCUUGAUGUCUUUGGAGAGUGUUACUCCAACAGUGAAGACAGGGCUUAUGCGUUGUUAGUGAGGAGAACACAUUGCUGGAGCAAAUCUACAGUCCUCAACUUGGCAACUGAGGCAGAUGCUAAAUCCUUCUUUGCUCAUGAUGGAGUCCAGGCUCUCCUCACAAAGAUCUGGUGGGGGGCCAUGACCACAGACACAGCUAUCUCCAAGCUUGUGGUGUCUUUCUUCUGUCCUCCGCUCAUCUGGACCAACCUCAUAAAGUUUAGCGAAGAGGAACUGGAUAACCGGAAUGAUAACAAACAGUUUGCAGAGCUGGACAGCCUGGAUACAGAAAAAGCUUUACUGCUAACUGAUGAUGACGACCAUUUGGACUCUUCACCUGGAGGUCCAGAGACUCAGAGCUGUGCCUUUGUGUGGUGGCGCUUCCUGCUCCGCCGCUGGCGUCGUUUCUGGAGUGCUCCUGUCACCGUGUUCCUCGGCAAUGUCAUCAUGUACUUCGCCUUCCUCUGCCUCUUCACCUACGUGCUCCUACUAGAUUUUCGUCCGCCACCACCCUUUGGUCCUGGAGCUCCAGAGAUAAUGCUCUACUUCUGGGUCUUUACCUUGGUGCUGGAGGAACUUCGACAGAGCUUCUUCACUGAUGAAGAGAUGAACAUCUUGAAGAAGUUUAAACUCUAUGUAGAGGACAACUGGAACAAGUGUGACAUGGUGGCCAUCUCACUCUUUGUUGUGGGUGUUUCUUGCAGAAUGGCAAAUGACACCUAUGAAGCAGGACGGACAGUUCUGGCACUAGAUUUCAUGGUAUUUACUCUACGUCUGAUCCACAUCUUCGCCAUUCAUAAGCAGCUGGGUCCCAAGAUUAUCAUCGUGGAAAGAAUGAUGAAGGAUGUUUUCUUCUUCCUCUUCUUCCUGAGUGUGUGGCUCAUUGCAUAUGGAGUUGCCACCCAGGCUCUUCUCCACCCAAAUGAUCAAAGAAUUGACUGGGUGUUUCGCAGAGUCUUGUACCGCCCAUAUCUGCAUAUUUUCGGCCAGAUCCCAUUAGAAGACAUAGAUGCUGCUCGGAUGCCUGAAAUUAACUGCACCAGUGACUCAAAUGAAAUUUUCUUGGGCCUGAGGCCACCCUGUCCUAACGUCUAUGCCAAUUGGCUGGUCAUUCUGCUCCUGGUUAUCUUCCUUCUUGUCACCAAUGUCCUGCUGCUCAACCUCCUCAUUGCCAUGUUCAGUUACACCUUCCAGGUGGUGCAAGGAAACACUGACAUCUUCUGGAAGUUCCAGAGAUAUAACCUGAUAGUGGAAUACCACAGCCGCCCAGCCCUGGCCCCACCCUUCAUCAUCAUCAGCCAUCUCUCCCAGCUCCUCCUCUCCCUGGUCAAACGCUCAGAGUCGAAACAGGAGCAUCUUGAGAGGGAACUUCCUGCGGGCCUUGACCAGAGGCUGAUAACAUGGGAGACUGUUCAGAAAGAAAACUACUUAGCAAAACUGGAGCACCGGCACUGGGAGAGCAGUGAGGAGAGACUCAAGAGUACUGCUUCAAAGGUGAAGAGCUUGUUGAAGACUGUUAACGGAAUCAAGGACCAAGAGAAACGACUGACAUCCAUUGAAGUUCAGGUCAGAUAUUGUGGAGAGGUGCUGUCCUGGAUGGCAGAGUGCUUUGCUCAGAGCACACUCAAAUGUGGUAAAGAAGCUCCAAGAGCUCCAACGUCCCUUUCAGGCAGCAAGGGAGGAACCACAGAGGAAGAACCUCAAAGCCAACCAGAGAAAGAAGCCAAACAAGAGGCAGAAGAAGGCAAACCAAGUCACCUGGGAUAUGGAGCCAAUAAGAAAUUUCCUUACAUUGAUGAGUAACAGUCAGAAAGAUAACUUGAGGCCCACAGACACUAUGUACCAUGGUCCAACCCAAAUUCAUCUACAUGGCUCUACCCAUCAUUUUGUGUUGAUAGGAUGUCCUGAUAUUAGUCAUCUGAGAGUCCAAAUGACCCAAAAAUUCUGUUUAAAGACACAAUGUUAACUCUUCAUUUGAAAAAGACUGCCACCCACCAGAGUUAGCGGUGGUCAUUUGGAUUUGGGAUAAUAAGGUUUUAUUUCUAGAAUAAUGCAAAAUAAUUUGAUUUAGGGAUUAAGCUUAAAUUCAAAUUGAAUUGAUAAAAUAGUGUGGAACUUAUUUUUUUCAGCAGGCUGCUGUAACAUAGAAAAUGUUAGAAUUUUCACUUGUGACCUUAAAAACGAAAUAUCAGAGAGAGUCUGUCAUUUGUUAGGCUGACACAUACAAGCAGUGCAGUGAGUGAUCAGUCUGCACGUCAUACAGCAGUGGCAGAGUUCAAAAAGGCAUCAAAACAUUUAAAUAAGUAAUAAAUCACAUGCUCAGGAGUUUAGGUUAUUUAGCUUUAUUACAUAAACUUUAUGUAAUCAGAUUACUAAAAAUGGCAUGGCACUUUAACAUAAUCAAUAGAAAACAAAAGCAGAAAGCAAAAGCAAACGAUACAAACAAGUAGACUUAAUCAAAAAGCAGCAUUUUGCUUUAAAGAAAAAUAUUUAGCAUUUGCAAUUGACAUCUGGAUAUUUACACUUGAAAUAUAUGUCCAAAACAUCACAUCAGCCAGGAACUUAAAUGAAACAUAUCAUAAAGUCUGUCAAAUGCAGCUAUCUGUACCCAGAAGGGAAAUAAACUGUAACAAAGACCUGAACAGAAUAUCUACGAUGAGGGCAAAAUGCUUUGUUUUUUUUAUUGAUUUGCCCCAAUUCAUUACAGUACAUUCUGCUUGUCUGAAGAAAUGUUGUGUUCUCAAGUCAGAACACGUUUCUGCCUGCUAAAGUGUCAAAUUGUGAUAAGAGUUAGGUGACACUUCUUCACUGUUGUCCAGCAAUUACUGUUAAAAAAAGGUUCUUUGUCAUAUCACCAACUGUGGGUAUAAUAAACAAUUUUCACACAGCCGAGCACUAGUCGUAAAUACAAUAAAAUCUGCUCUUUACAACUAAGCUUGCUGAUAGCACUAGUGGAGGCACUUUGAUUUUCACUGGGCUAUUACAGACACUAGUUGUACAGUGAUAUUCAGUCAGCAGGUUGAUUAUGUUCGGCUGAUUAGACACCAACUGAUUAUAAAAUGUGAACUUAAUAGGUUUGACUGAGUGAGUAGACGUGAUUUAAAACUCUUUCAAAGCAUGUAUAAGGUGUGUCAAAAUUAAACUAACAGAAAUAAUAACAUGAUUUUAAAGUUAAACAUGCAUCUAUGUUGGUCCAUGAACCCGUGGUUUGAGUCUGGUCACCACAAACUAAUCUAAACUAAUUUUCAGCAUUUUAAGUAGGUUGGCUGUAGUACCUGCUUAAUAUGCUACAGUGACCUACAGCGAUGGGGGACUCAGUAAAUGCUGGGCCCCCCAUUGGUGCUUUUAUCAAUCAAAUUUAACAUCUAGGAAAUAUUUAGAUUUUAGAAGGGAGGAAUACUGGAAAACUCUGUAGAGCAUCAAGUAAGUAGCGUAACAGAUCAGUCAUCUGGUUAGAGACCAUGGUGUUUCUACAGAUGCUAAUGCAUUUUAGCGCAUACUUGAAAGCCAACAACAUCUGACAUAAAGGCACAGAUAUUGCCACAGCAAAUUUAAAGGUAAUUACAAUAUCUAUUGCAUGAUUUAAUGCUCAAAAUUUCCAAUAUUACAGUUGAGAACGAAGGCUUUCAUAACAUAUACAUUAGAUCUGAGGUACAAGAUAAAAACAAGACUGCAUUUCACAGAAAAAAAAUGUGUGACUUGUGUAACAAGGUUGAGAGCUGUAUUGGGCUGCAAUGAACUGACUCAGAUCGAGUUGUUCUGUGUAAAAUGCAUCACCCCCGAAUUAUACUGUACCCCAUGUAACUAGCACACAUCAGGACAUAUUCUGAUACAUACCCCUGGUGUUUAUCUAUUUGGGGGGG
Messenger RNA from Melanotaenia boesemani (Boeseman's rainbowfish), 5781 nucleotides. It is a transcript of the gene trpm5, whose product is annotated as transient receptor potential cation channel, subfamily M, member 5. NCBI's taxonomy places the organism in Eukaryota, Metazoa, Chordata, Actinopteri, Atheriniformes, Melanotaeniidae. The record is from RefSeq and is a predicted model, not a curated record. Gene Ontology annotation, biological process: calcium ion transmembrane transport. Bases 26 to 3721 code for a protein of 1231 amino acids. The transcript is spliced from 26 exons. Gene Ontology annotation, molecular function: calcium-activated cation channel activity; ligand-gated calcium channel activity. Gene Ontology annotation, cellular component: membrane.